GUAUAUUUAGGGUCUCAGGGCUAUGUUUUGCUUGGAGAAAUCUGGUCCAGGACAUUGGUGAUUCAGAACAAUUUGGAAGUUCUAUUCACUGGACAUCUGUUUGAGGAGUUUGAAUCCAAGAAAACAUGCUGACUCAAGCCUCUUUUCAGUCACUGUUACUCCUUUUACUUUAUUUGAUGACUGGACAUGGUCAAGAUGGGAGAUUCAGUGGACCUUUGAAACCCAUGACAUUUUCUAUAGCUGAAGGUGAAGAAAAAAACAAUCAAGUUAUAUUUCAGUUUAAGACUAAUACCACCAACGUAAAAUUUCAGUUAAGUGGUGAGACAGAUGGCAUUUUUCAUAUCCAUCCAGAUGGAAUACUGUAUUACAAUGGAUUCCUGGAUAGAGAAACAAGAGCUGUCCAUAGACUCCAGGUAGAAGUCUUGGAUACCAAAGGGACCGUAGUAGAGGGCCCAGUUCCCAUCACAAUUAAAGUUGAAGAUAUUAAUGACAACCGUCCUGUCUUUCUCCAGUCAUCUUACCAUGGAACUGUAAGGCAGAAUUCACGCCCAGGAAAGCCCUUCAUGUAUGUCAAUGCUACAGACCGGGAUGAUCCCACUACUCCCCAUGCCCAUCUUUUUUAUCGAAUUGCCAUCCAGCUUCCCAAGAUAAAUGAUGUGAUGUAUUUUCAGAUAAACAACCAAACAGGUGGAAUCUCUCUUACCCCAGAAGGGUCACAGGAAUUAGAUCCAUUUAAGAAUGCACAGUAUGACCUGGUGGUUUCUGUGAUGGACAUGGGAGGUCAGUCAGAAAAUUCUUUCAGUGAUACCACAUCUGUGAAUAUUGUUGUGGAAGAGAACAUUUGGAAGGCACCAGCCCCUGUCAGCAUUAAGGAAAACUCUACUGAGCCUCAUCCUUUGAAAAUCACUCAGGUGCGGUGGAAUGACCCAGGUGCUCACUAUUCCUUAGUUGAAAAGGAGAAGCUACCUCGAUUCCCAUUUACAAUUGACCAGGAUGGAAUUAUUUAUGUUACCCAACCCUUGGAUAGAGAAGAAAAGGACUCGUAUGUCUUUUAUGCAGUUGCAAAGGAUGAGAAUGGACGAUACCUAGCAAAACCAUUGGAAAUUUAUGUUGAAGUUACAGACAUUAAUGACAAUCCCCCUGUUUGCCCUGCUCCAGAAACAGUAUUUGAGGUCCAGGAGAAUGAGAUAAUAGGCAGCAAUAUUGGAGUUUUCCGUGCCUAUGAUAUGGAUCAAAAAGACACUGCUAGUAGUUUUUUACAGUAUGCAAUUGUGGAGCAGAGUCCCUUGCUUCCAAGUGAUGAUCUCUUCAUUAUUCAAAACAUUGAGGGAAUUAUCCAGUUAGCUAAAGGAUCAUUAAGAAAGCAAGACACACCUCAGUAUCAUUUGAAAGUGCAAGUGUCAGAUCCAGCUUUCAAGACAAUCUGUGAUGUGACAAUAAAUGUCAUUGAUAUCAAUGAUCAGAUCCCCAUUUUUGAAAAAAACAAUUAUGGCAAUCUGACUGUUAAUGAAAAUGUUGCUGUUGGAACAACAAUUCUUACCAUUCAGGCUACAGAUGCAGAUGAACCAUUUACUGGGAGCUCCAAAAUCCUGUAUAAUAUUGUUGAGGGGGACCCUAAUAGAAACCUUGUGAUUGACACUGAUCCCAUCACCAAUGCAGGAUAUGUCAAGAUAAAUAAGCCUUUUGAUUUUGAAACAGUGCCAAUGUACAAUCUCGUGAUCAAGGCUGAAAAUCCUGAGCCACUUGUUAAGAAUGUACAAUACAAUUCAAGUUCCUAUGCAAAUUUUAUUCUUAUGGUAUUAGAUGUGAAUGAAGCUCCUGUAUUCUCCCAGGCAUCGUACCAAGCACAAAUAUCUGAGGGUGCUCCAAUAAACACCAAAUUGAUCAUGGUGAAUGCUACUGAUCCAGAGGGAGAGGCAAUCAGUUACUCCCUGAGUGAGGACAAGCAAGGCUGGCUGAGAAUUGAUGGAGUCACUGGUGAGAUCUUUACUAUGGCACGCUUGGACAGGGAAACUGAAAAGUAUUAUCAAGUGAAAGUGAUAGCCACUGAAAAAGGUGGAUCCUAUCUGACUUCCUCAGUAUAUUUUCAAUUAUCCCUCCUGGAUGUGAAUGACAACAGUCCUCGGUUAGUGAAAGACUACACUGGCUUCUUCUUCUGCUAUCCACUUAAAACACAAGGAAGUGUCAUUUUUGAAGCCACUGAUGAUGACGAGCGACCACCCUGGGGUCCACGGUUUGAUUUUUCCCUUAGCAAUGACCGGUUGAAGAAUGAUUGGGAACUUUCCAAAAUCAAUGGUACCCACGCCAAGCUUUCUACAAAACAUAAAAAUUUUGAAGAGAAGGUGUAUGAAGUUUCAGUUAAAAUUAGUGAUGGUGGAAAACCACCUUUAGAAAACACUGUCUCUUUCCCAGUCACCGUGUGCAAGUGUAAUAAAGAUGGAUGGUGCUACCAGCCAGCAGAUUCUCUUUCUGGGAUACCCACAGUAGGCAUGGCGGUUGGCAUACUCCUAACAACUUUUCUGAUCAUUGGUGUGAUUUUAACAGUUACAUUCAUCCAUUUGAAGAAAAAAAAGAAUAAAAGCAAAGAAGUUCCUCAGUCACCUGAAAACACACCUCUAAGGACAUGAUUUUGAAGGACAGUUUUUAAGUUUAACUACCAGAUGUAUAUUUUGCUAAUAUGACCUUUU
Molecule: messenger RNA, 2687 nt
Organism: Dromiciops gliroides (monito del monte)
Lineage: Eukaryota; Metazoa; Chordata; Mammalia; Microbiotheria; Microbiotheriidae
Gene: CDH17
Product: cadherin 17
Exons: 18
Coding region: 126-2627 (833 amino acids)
Biological process (GO): calcium-dependent cell-cell adhesion; cell-cell junction assembly; cell morphogenesis
Cellular component (GO): plasma membrane; catenin complex; adherens junction
Molecular function (GO): calcium ion binding; cadherin binding
Source: RefSeq, a predicted model, not a curated record